AAAAUAUAACCCGUCUUAAAAGUUAAAAUUUGAAGAUUCAAAGAUGACUUCUAUCAGUAAAAAACAAUGUUCUAAAUGUUAUCAGCAUUUUGAUACAAAUUUUUUUACAAGUAAAACUGGACGUGAUUUAAAAACAUAUAUUAAUUGUCAAGAACAAGCAGCUACUGUUUAUCGGACUCAUUAUCUUAAUGAUAAAGAUCAGCUAGAACAAUUAUAUUGGAAUAAUGUUAAAAAAAAGCUCUAUGAUAAAAUUGUUGAAAUUGGGAGUAAUGAAUACUUGGAAAAUAAGGAAAAUGGUGUUCUUUUUUCAUGUAUUCUUAUAAUAAAAAAUGAAUUAUUAAAAGAAGAGCCAUGUAAUAUUUCUAAACAAGUCGCAAAAUUAGUGGAACAAGCAGAUGGCUAUUAUUAUAUGUGA
Molecule: messenger RNA, 415 nt
Organism: Rhizophagus irregularis DAOM 181602=DAOM 197198
Lineage: Eukaryota; Fungi; Glomeromycota; Glomeromycetes; Glomerales; Glomeraceae
Source: RefSeq, a predicted model, not a curated record